AUUUGAUUUCAUUUCAUAAUGGGAUUUCGAAAGGAAAGGCGGAAUGUGUACUCGACCACUUAGAAUUUAGUUUGAGUGAUUUAUCACGUAUUUGUAAAGCCAAUUGUUGUUUAGUAUUUUCUGAACUUUAAUUUUCUAGAUUUGUCUUUAUUGUGGCGAGUGUUAUUUUUCGUAAAACGUGUGAUUUUCGUAAAAAUAAGAAGCCGGGCGGUUUCGUUUACAUAUCGUUCUGCGUCGCGUCGCGAAGAAAAAAAGGUUAUAAGCAUCAUCACAACAGUUAUAGAUCCGAUAGUGUUGAAAGCUAUUAUAUUGGACUGGACGAAAAUGACUGCCAUCGCGAAUGAUAAUCUGUCAACCGUUGAGGAAAAUUGAAACUCCUUUUUCGAUUUGUGUAGAUGAGGCCAGUGACAUAAGUCAUGAAAAGUGGUUACCAAUUUUAGUUAGAUAUUAGAGCUGUUGAAAGCUUUAGAAAAAAAUACAUACCUUUGAGAAAUAUGGUUGGUCUAGCUACCGAUCACGCGACAGUUAUUACAGGCUCGUAACGUUUCGGGAAUCUUUAUGGAUGUUAACCGUAGAAUACCAUUCAAAAUUAGUCGAAUGUUUAAGACAUUUUGACCUGCAUUGAUGAUGUCCUGUUCCUAACUUUAUUAUUAGCAACGAUAAGUAAACUAUGAAGCAGUAUUAGCACAAAAUAGAAUAAUAGGAGGACGUGAAACUACAAUCGAAAGAUUUCCUCAUAUGCUCCGACUUCAAGUUGGAAGAAGAGGUAGUAAUUUGAUAAGCGCUUGUGGUGCUUCAAUUAUUAGCAGAGAAUGGGGACUUACGGCCGCUCAUUGCUUUGAUAACGAAGAAACAGAUUACAACAAAAUAAGUGUUAUUGCUGGUACUACUGAUAUACAAAAUUUAGCAAAAACUGCAAAACAACAUAAGGUGAUAAAGGUUACUCGAAAUCCUUAUUAUGUUAAAAGUAAUGAUAAUCGAAAAAUUGGAGGCGACAUAGCUGUAAUUAAAGUAAAUCCACCAUUUACUUUUAAUAACGUAAUUCAACCAAUUAGAUUACCACAACGAGGUCUAGCAUUGAAAACAAAUUCUGCCAUAAUUUCAGGAUGGGGGCACAUUAAACCAGGUGGACCGGGUUCUGAUAAAUUGCGUGCGGUUUCUGUACCAAAAGUAGAAUUGAAUCAAUGUAGACAAAAAUAUUUAGAAGGUAACUUAAAACUAAAAGAAGGUGAAAUUUGUUAUGGAUACAAUAAUGGAGCAAAUGUUCGCGAUAAGUGCCAAGGCGAUUCUGGUGGUCCACUUAUUAAUAGGGACAAAGUGGAACUUGGAUUAGUUUCAUGGGGUGUCGAAUGUGGAACGAAAGGAUAUCCUGGAGUUUACACUGAUGUUCUUUAUUUCCGAGAUUGGAUUAAACAACAAACCGGAAUAUAAUUCGAAAAUUUUCAACAAUUAUCUAUACUAAAAAACAAUACCUGAAGAAAAAAUUUAAUUUCAAAAUCUUUACUUCUUAUUAUUGUAAGAUUUGUUGCAGUGAAAACUUUUAAUCAUGAUUUUUAUAAUUACAACAAUAUUGAGAACACUGCCUUAACAUUACCAAUGUUGCUGGAAUGUUCCCAACAUUACGUGCUAAAUAUUAUAUAGAUUGAUCUUUAAAUGUUAAAAGAUAAAGAAUAUACGUAAUAGUAAAAUAACUACAAAAACAUCAAAAAGGAGUAGCUAAUAAACGAGAAAAGAAGUAUAGGUAACUUUUUUCAUGUUUUUUCGAGGGGUUAAAAAUAAUACGUAGUAA
Molecule: messenger RNA, 1789 nt
Organism: Leptopilina heterotoma
Lineage: Eukaryota; Metazoa; Arthropoda; Insecta; Hymenoptera; Figitidae
Product: trypsin-4-like
Exons: 8
Coding region: 739-1431 (230 amino acids)
Biological process (GO): proteolysis
Molecular function (GO): serine-type endopeptidase activity
Source: RefSeq, a predicted model, not a curated record